AAUAAAACUCACUCGGCCAAGAUGAUAACAAAUUCUUCUUGCAACUGAAUGGUCACUCGUUCGAAUUUAUAUAUACUCCUAUUCUGGGAAUUUUUUUUCCAAACCAAAGGAGUGCAACUUGCAAGCAACCCCCUCCUUUGUCCUUUCCAAGUGGCUCCGACCAACUGAAUGGUCACUGAUUUUCUCCAAACUCAAGGGGGUGCAAGCACCCCUCUUCCUCUUUAAGUGGCUCCGCCACUGCUCCGACCAGCGUCGUUCAAGGUUCCGGACGAUUGAUUUCUCUUCCUUCUUUCACUUAUCAUUAUGAUUUCUUAUAUUCACUUCUUACAUGAGCUCUUCUUUUUGUUACUGGACCUUCUCUGAUCAUUAAUCAACGAAAAGACAUAGUUUUCGGCCACUCCCGUUCAUUUUUCCGGUCGUUCAAAUUUUUGGCAAUUUAAUGCUUUUCGUUUUUGGUUUUGCUAAUUUGAAACGUUUUGCGCUUCGACGUUUCACUCUUAGGUAUCGCGUUUCGUAUGGCCAUGUCGCGAUUAUUUGUUCUUUAUGCGAUAUAUCGUUAAUUUAUCGUCUCGUCUCGUCCAUCCUGGUUCUCUGUUUCAUUUUAACCUGUCAAAGCGGAGUCUUUCGGCUCCUGGCUAUCCCGGGCGAUUCCUCAUCCUCUCCUUACGUAGAUCGAUUGGUUUCUGGGCGCAAUUUCUGGUACGAUAUCGAUUUCUCUACUCUUUCAUAAUCUGCUGAUUUCCUCGAACCGCUUCUGUAAUUUCUCGUCGGACGUGAGAUCUUUCCAUAUGAUUUCUGUCCCUCCAUCAUUGGAAGAGAGUCGACGUUUCCUCCUCCAUCCCUAAACAAAAUUACGUAGCUGAAACUAUGAAUUAGAUGUGGCGAGAUUGCCUUUACAAUCAGUCGUGUUCUGAUUCAUGUUUGCGCGGGGUGUUUCGUUCUGUGAGAGAUGGGAAAUUUGGGAUUUUCUAGCUCUCAUUUUUGGUUCGGGAGCUAGUCAAUAUCUUUUCGAGUUCCAAAGCAUAGCGCUGUGACUGCCUAAUGAUACCGAGGUGAAGGGCUGUGGGGUUUGGAAUUAAAAUCUACUUAUAAAAUUCGUUAGGCUGAGAUUGAUCCGGAACUGCAAGGGAACAAAUGCUGCUCGGUUUUAGCUGUGGUUGUUAAUAUACACAAUAAUCGAUUAAUGCCGAUUCUGGGUAGGGCGUCUUCUGAUGGUUCUGUUUUUCUGUGAUAUCUAAUAUGGGGUUCAAUCUAUUUAACAUUUAAGGAAAGGUAAGAGGUGAGCGAAGAUUGAAGCGUGAGAAAUUCUUGUUAUGCCUUUCAAGAUGAAUACUGUUGUUAGAUGGCCACGUUGGAUGGAGCUUGUAGAUUGAUUCGACUGCAUUAACAUAGAGUCCCUUUGGGCAUUUGGUUGAGAUAGCUUUGUUCCCACUUGAUCAAUCAAUGAGUUGAUUCAAAUUUGGGUAAUGAUGAUCUCUACUUGUUUGUUUCUUUCGUUGGGUACAGAGAUUGUAAAGAGAGCUCAGGAAGUGAAGACUAGAGAGAUACACAUAAAAGGAGCAGGACAGGCUUGGAAAUGGCUUCAGUGGUGAAGGGUGUGGUGAAUGCUAUCAAAGAGAAAGGCGUUGGUGGCUUCUUGCGGGAGCUGAGAGGCGAAGGCUACUUGAAGUGCAUUUUGGAUGGGAACCUUUUGCAAACCAAAAUCCACAAUAUAGGGGCAACAGUUGUUGGGGUCGACAAAUUCGGCAACAAGUACUAUGAGAAGCUGGGAGAUACCCAAUAUGGGAGGCACCGUUGGGUUGAAUAUGCAGAGAAAGGUCGAUAUAAUGCUUCUCAGGUGCCACCAGAAUGGCAUGGUUGGCUUCAUUUUAUAACUGAUCAUACUGGAGAUGAGCUUUUGAUGCUAAGGCCAAAGAGGUAUGGCGUGGCUCACAGGGAGAAUCUCUCUGGAGAAGGUGAAGAUCAGAUUUACCACUCUAAAGGACAUGCACUCAAUCCGGGGCAGAAAAACUGGACUAGGUACCAGUCCUGGGAACCAGCAAAGAAAGAGUAAUAAUCUGAAGAUCCCGACUCGGGUAAAUUUGGAAAUCCUGAGUGUUGCAGUCCAAUUCCCAUCAAUAAGUGCAUUGGAACUUGUCUUGUUUGUCUGCAUUUGCAUAGCUCCAAAAAGACAUAGUUUUCAGACGUCAGUCCAUAUGAAUACAUAGUCAUGGUAUUAUGCUGGUUGAUGUGUGGUUCCUGUUAUAUCAGAAUGCUGUCGCAAUUGUUUCACCAGUGAAAGUUUUGGUAAGAAUGUGAAAUGCUCUUGUGGUUUCAUUGCCAAUGGAAGUGCCUUAUAGCAUAUGAGCCCUUGAUAUGCUGCAUGCAUGCCAGAACAUCGAUCCUUUCUCAACAUCUAAAGUGCAAAUGGGUGGUGCCCAUUUCGCAUGUUCUCUGAACCUGUCUUCUGAAGUUCUGAUGCCUUUCUGGAUUUUCCAGCCUCUUUACAUUUGUCCUUGAAUUUUCCCAUUCAAGGUAUUUCUUCUCAGAAACUUCACGUCUGAGGGCAUUGCCUAAGGGGGAAGUAGGAAGAAUCUUCCUUGUAGAAUACGGUAGACUGAUGUUGUGGCAGGCACCAGAUUAAGCUGUCGAUCCUUGUAGUGGUGAACUGGUGAUAGUGAGAGUUGGCUGUUGCUUAUUGGCCUGCAUAAAGACGCAAAUAGGAUCGUGAUAGUUAAUAGGAAAACCGCGUGUUUGCUUUGCUUGCUGUGUUACUUUUCCAUCUUCAGUCUUUCCCUCGUUGUUGAUUUUGUCUUGUCAAUGUGGGCUCAGUAUUUGUUUCUAUUCCCUGUCUAGACCUCUCAUUUAACACUCCUUAGCGGGAGUGCGGGACACACUUGACUUGACUUGACUUGACUUGGAAGUUAGUAGCGCUAGUGUAGUGUGGAACUACAAAAGUCUCCCUUGCCUUAAAUUUCCAGGGGCCGCGUGACCCCAACUCUACCCCUUAAAAACCUUGGCGAGUAUCCUCUGGCAGAAUAACCACCAGCUAGGUAGAGUUUGCCCGCCAGAGGUAAUGGCGAUGGAUCUCGACGAUGAGCAUCAGAAUGCCAUUGAUGAUUCAUUGUUCCGAUGUCGCACUUUCCCACGAUACUUACCCAGACCCCGGCCAAACCAAACCCAAUACAUUCCAGCGACUCCCAGGGCUGUCAGGAACUACAUCCUGUCCGGCAGCACGCCAUCCGACUACGAAAGGUCAAGGACUUCCUCCUCGUCGGACGCAUCCAGCUUCUUUUUCACCAUCUCUUCAUCUUAUUUAUCCUCGACCACCAUGUUCUUGGCCCAAAACCUUCAGCAACAUUCCUACCGCUCCACCUUCCAUCGCAAAGAAGCCAUCGCCUUCCGUUGGACGUACCCUCUGUUAGAGAUGAGGAAUAAAGAAUUUUAUUCCUC
This is a messenger RNA of Linum trigynum, 3432 nucleotides long. The record is from the annotation of a GenBank genome assembly. NCBI's taxonomy places the organism in Eukaryota, Viridiplantae, Streptophyta, Magnoliopsida, Malpighiales, Linaceae.